Molecule: messenger RNA, 1278 nt
Organism: Metschnikowia bicuspidata var. bicuspidata NRRL YB-4993
Lineage: Eukaryota; Fungi; Ascomycota; Pichiomycetes; Serinales; Metschnikowiaceae
Exons: 1
Coding region: 420-911 (163 amino acids)
Source: RefSeq, a predicted model, not a curated record
CUGGGCCUGCUAGUUGGAUUUCACAUCUGUUUGCAGCCGCGUUUUCAAUCCUAUUUUAUUUUCCUUCCAAGAGUAUUCAGCGUGCACGGUCACGAACCUCUCCAACAGGUCGGAAACCAGUGAGUAUAACCUCUCUCACCUUGAUUUCCUGUCCAGGUCUGCGUUUGUUGCCUCCUUAGCCCGGCAGAUCUGACACAGCCACCGUUUCAACCCAUUUACGUUAUACUCUGCUAUUUUACGAGCGGCCGAGGAAAAGGACUGGCGGGAUAGAGUUGCUUUUCGCUCUCUCUGGUCACAAUUUCGCGGUGUACGGUCAACCUGCCAAUUCUUGUCUGCCUUGUCUGCUUCAGCUAUUACUUCAGUGCUUGCCGGACUCUAAAAGACCAGUCCUUCAUAUUUUCAAUUUUCCAAAGUCCUCGAUGCCCAGUGGUGGCGUCUUGCUAUUGCAAUUCCUGGUCAAGCCACGGGGGCAGUCCCAUGUCCGUGGAUCCCGUUUCCGUCGUUCCAAUCGCACCCCGGCAGAAGCAGCCGCUGUCGUUUCUAACUCCAAAGUCGAGCCCGCGGCGGCUGCUUUCUCUUAUGAUUCCCCAGUUGUAAUUGCCCCACAGUUGUUCCGCUCUGUGACAUACUGGAAUCAAAGGUCACAUGUAUCCUUUAUUCCGACGCCCGUCGUGUCCCUUGGAGUGACACCCCAGACCACCGGCCGGCCCCUUCUGCUUCACAUUUUCGGGCCCGGCCCUGAACGCUCAAUUGAGCAUACUGUCUUCCUUGAGUUCUUUAUUCCAGGACUUUCUGGAUUGUCUGCUUUCGAUUUUGUGGUCUACGAAUCGCGGGUUGCACCUUUAGUUGUUGGUGAAGAUUUCUGGGUAGCCUUCAAGGUUCUUUGCCAGCCUCGGAACGUUUCGAACUAGCUGGUAAACCCAUCGCUACGCUCAACCAUCUAGUUAGCGCUCUCGAUUUCAAGCCCGAUUCACUUCCCGUCCUGGAUUCCUUCGUCAAUGUUCCCAAAGAAUUCUCAACCAUGCUCCAGCCCUCCCCCUGGCUCCUGUGCGUGUAGUGCUUCCUCCCUCAUGCCCCGACGAUUACCACAUCCGUAUCAAUCCUGACUCAAAACGUCGAGCAUAUCGUCCACUUCCACGUUAUUCUCUAGCUGAUGCCGAAGUCUUGAACACUGAAGUCCAUCGUCUCCUCGAUGCCGGUCUCAUUGAACCUUCUUACGUGCAGACAUAUGUUGUUGCUCAAAUUUUUUCCAAGACAGCUUCCAAACAGUCUUCGACU